Messenger RNA from Puma concolor (puma), 2448 nucleotides. RefSeq names its product interacts with SUPT6H, CTD assembly factor 1 (gene IWS1). Lineage: Eukaryota; Metazoa; Chordata; Mammalia; Carnivora; Felidae. Gene Ontology annotation, cellular component: nucleus. Gene Ontology annotation, biological process: poly(A)+ mRNA export from nucleus. The record is from RefSeq and is a predicted model, not a curated record.
AUGGAUUCGGAAUAUUACAGCGGCGACCAGUCAGAUGAUGGUGGCGCUACCCCAGUACAGGAUGAACGGGAUUCAGGGUCAGACGUUGAGGAUGAUGUAAAUGAGCAACACUCUGGAUCAGACACUGGAAGUGUAGAACGUCAUUCAGAGAAUGAACCUGUGUCGGAGGAUGGCCUCAACAAAAGACAAUCAUGUACGGAUUCUGCAGGAAAUGAUGACCCUCAAAGCCUUAAUGCCGGUGACUCUGAAAGUGAGGAGCUUCAAGGCAAAAAGGACAGUGACUUGAACGAGAGCAUGCAGGAGCCUGUUGAAGUGAUUCCUAGGAAUGAGGGACACUAUCAGCAUGACAGUGACUCUGAGGUGAGGAGAAGAGCUACCUCAAGUGAUAGGAGAAAUGAGGACCUUCUUAAUGGGCACGCAACUGAUUCAGAAAAUGAAGAUGUUAGAAAGCAUCCUGCCAGUGAUUCAGAGAUGGAAGAGCUCCCCAAAAGUCCUGCUAGUGACUCUGAAACAGAGGAUGUUCUAAAACCUCAAAUCAGUGACUCCGAGAGUGAGGAGCCCCCACAGCACCAGGCCAGUGAUUCAAACCGAGCUGGCUCAAAGCCUAGAAUGUGAUUCAGGAGAAGUAGGAGCUUCCCUAAGCCCCUGUCAGACGUGAGUGAGGAGCCUCAGAGGACUCAGGCCAGCGACUCGGAAAAUGAGGAGCUUCCCAAACCCCGUGUCAGUGACUCGGAAAGUGAGGGACCGCCACGGCACCAAGCCAGCGACUCAGAAAAUGAGGAGCUUCCCAAACCCCGUGUCAGUGAUUCGGAAAGUGAGGACCCCCCAAGGAACCAGGCCAGUGAUUCAGAAAACGAGGAGCUUCCCAAGCCCCGAGUCAGUGACUCUGAGAGCGAGGAGCCUCAGAAGGGACCCGCCAGUGAUUCCGAAACUGAGGAUGCCUCCAGGCACAAAGAGAAGCCAGAGUCGGACGAGGACAGCGAUGGGGAGAACAAGGGAGAGGAUGCAGAAAUGCAGAAGGACUCCUUUCGUUCAGAUAGCCAUAUAGACAGAAAAAGGAUCCAGAGUUCAGACAGUGAGGAGGAGGAACCCAAAAGGCCAAAAAUUGACAGUGACGAAGAUGAAGAAAAAGUCAGGGAAGAGGAGAAAGUAGCAAAGCGAAAAGCUGCUGUGCUUUCUGACAGUGAAGAUGAAGAGAAAGCAUCAGCAAAGAAGAGUCGGGUUGUCUCUGAUGCAGAUGACUCUGACAGUGAUGUUGUAUCAGAUAAACCAGGCAAGAGAGAGAAGACUCUAGCUUCUGACAGUGAAGAAGAAGCAGGAAAAGAAGAAUUGUCUGAUAAGAAGAACGAAGAGAAGGAUCUGUUUGGGAGUGAUAGUGAGUCGGGGAACGAAGAAGAAAAUCUUAUUGCAGACAUAUUUGGAGAAUCUGGUGAUGAAGAGGAAGAAGAAUUUACAGGUUUUAACCAAGAAGAUUUGGAAGAGGAAAAAAGUGAAACCCAGGUAAAAGAAGCAGAAGAUUCAGAUUCUGAUGAUAACAUAAAGAGAGGAAAACAUAUGGACUUUCUGUCGGAUUUCGAGAUGAUGUUGCAGCGGAAGAAGAGCAUGAGCGGCAAGCGCAGACGGAAUCGUGAUGGCGGUACUUUCAUCAGUGACGCUGAUGACGUAGUGAGUGCCAUGAUCGUCAAGAUGAAUGAAGCUGCCGAGGAAGACAGACAGUUGAACAAUCAAAAAAAGCCAGCACUGAAAAAAUUAACAUUAUUGCCGACUGUGGUCAUGCACCUUAAGAAGCAAGACCUUAAAGAAACAUUUAUUGACAGUGGUGUGAUGUCUGCCAUCAAAGAAUGGCUCUCCCCUCUACCGGAUAGGAGUUUGCCAGCACUAAAGAUUCGAGAGGAGCUGUUGAAGAUUCUACAAGAGCUACCUAGUGUGAGCCAGGAGACCCUGAAGCAUAGUGGGAUUGGACGAGCAGUGAUGUAUCUCUAUAAACACCCCAAGGAAUCAAGGUCCAACAAGGAUAUGGCAGGGAAAUUAAUCAAUGAAUGGUCUCGGCCUAUAUUUGGUCUUACCUCAAACUACAAAGGUAUGACAAGAGAAGAAAGAGAGCAGAGAGAUCUAGAACAAAUGCCUCAACGACGGAGAAUGAACAGCACUGGUGGCCAGACACCCCGAAGAGACCUGGAAAAGGUGCUGACAGGAGAAGAAAAAGCUCUCAGACCUGGAGAUCCUGGAUUCUGUGCCCGUGCGAGGGUCCCCAUGCCCUCAAACAAGGACUACGUUGUCAGACCUAAGUGGAAUGUGGAAAUGGAGUCAUCCAGGUUUCAGGGGACCUCCAAGAAGGGUAUCAGUCGACUGGAUAAACAGAUGAGAAAGUUCACAGAUAUCAGGAAAAAAAGCAGAUCUGCACACGCAGUGAAAAUCAGCAUCGAGGGCAAUAAAAUGCCAUUGUGA